AUGGUCGACGCUUUCUUGAGUAUGGACAUUUACGAGAGCUUCAACCUGUAUUCGCAUCCUGAAAAGUUCUUCCUGGAGCCGACAGACCUCGGAGGCGGAGCGGCUUCGAAGCAUUAUCUGGAGAUAGAUAGGCACACGAAUGUUAUUAGAAUCGUUGGUAAGUCAUUUGAAACUUUAAAUUUUGGACAGCUUGAUUUACUGCAGACUCCCGGAAACAGCGGAUUCCAAUUGCCGACACCGACAUCAAGUUCAUAUAUGGAAUCCUGGGAACAAUAAAAUUAGUAUCCGGAUAUGCGCUCAUCGCCAUCACAAAGGCGUCGCUCGUAGGUCAAGUGAACAAUCAUAACAUCUGGACGAUCAGUGACACUGAAGUCAUUCCGUUUAAAAAGACGACUCUCCAUCUAACGGAGAAGCAAAUCCGUUACAACCGGAUGUUCAUGGACAUGCUCGUGCAAGUGCUCUCCAUCGGCGGCUUCUAUUACUCGACGACUCUCGACCUCUCGCGCACUUUCCAAUGGCUCCAGGAGAAUGCGGUUCCGUUGUUCAAGACGAGAAGUAUGAUAGACAGAGCAAGCGAAAGAUUCGUAUGGAACGGACAUCUUCUGUCGCAGAUCCGGCAGGUGCCGGGCGCGGAGAGAUACACUCUACCCGUCAUUCACGGAUUUAUCGGGCAGAAUCGUGUGAAUGUGAACGGAAAAGAGAUAAAGCUGACUAUCAUCUCGAGAAGAAGCAUCUAUCGGUGAGCUAGUUGCCUUCCACGUUUUACUAAACUCUUCAUCUUUCAGCGCUGGUGUUCGUUUCUAUAAACGUGGCGUCGAUUUGGACGGACACGCCGCCAACUUCGUGGAAACUGAACAGAUUGUCGAAUACGGAUCUACCGAGAAGCACCUGACCUCGUUUGUCCAACUCCGCGGCUCAAUUCCUUUGCUCUGGUCGCAGAAACCGAAUCUUCGAUGGCAACCGACGCCAACAAUGAAACCGACGGAUGAUCAGCUGGCAGCGUUCACUCGGACCUUCUCGUGGCACAAGCAGCAUUACGGAGGGAAGCACGUCAUCGUGAAUUUAGUGAAUCAGAAGGGGAGAGAGAAGAAGAUAGGCGGAGAACUGGAGAGGAUUUCGAGACAGGCCAACAUGGACUUUGUUAGGUAAGGAGCAAACUGAAGCGGUAUGAGAAGGACAAACUAGAUAUUCAGGUAUCAUCAGUUUGACUUCCACAAAGAGUGCCACGCAAUGCAAUGGCAUCGUCUGGAUUUGCUCCGCGAGCAGCUCAGCCAAGAGAUCCAGCAGUUCGCAUUCUUCUAUCUCUCCCCAAAUAGCAUGGAAUCGAGCCGCUCCCAACGCGGUUUCUUCCGCACGAACUGCAUGGAUUGUCUGGAUCGGACGAACGUCGUUCAGUCGAUGCUGGCUCGCGAGUCACUGACCGAACAGCUCCGCAUGCUCGGUGUUCUGCAGCAAGAGCAAAAAGUGCAGGAUAUUCCACUUCUCGAAUCACUUUUCAAGCACCGUGAGUUUUUCAUUUUAUAGAGCCCGCUUUCAUUCGGAGUAUUUAAGUGUGGGCUGAUAACGGAGACGAGUGCAGUCGUCAGUACGCCGGCACUGGAGCCCUCAAGUCGGAUUUCACGCGGCUCGGAAAGCGAACGUACAUCGGAGCGAUGAACGACGGAGUGAAUGCAGUAUCCCGAUACGUUCGCAACAAUUUCGGCGACGGCUACAGACAGGACGCCAUCGACUUGUUCCUUGGAAACUUUCUCGUCGACUCGUCCGAUCUCCCUUCUUCUCUUGAGACGUCGGUUCUUUCGACCGAUCAGAACGGCCUCGCCCUCAUCGCCGCCCUUUUCGCCAUGUCGAUGACUAUUCUCUGUCUUUUGGUCGCUGGUCGGUUAUUCCGAAUGUACUCACCUCAUUACGUUUUCUUUUUCAGAUAACGUCACGGCCACACUCUUCUGGAUGGUAAUUUUCUUCGUUUGUAUGAUGUUCAUCUUCCUGAACGGCGAGGAAUUCGUCAACACUCCAAAAUUGAAGCAAGAUUGA
Molecule: messenger RNA, 2031 nt
Organism: Caenorhabditis sp. 36 PRJEB53466
Lineage: Eukaryota; Metazoa; Nematoda; Chromadorea; Rhabditida; Rhabditidae
Source: the annotation of a GenBank genome assembly